Anolis sagrei ordinatus is the source of this 2382-nucleotide messenger RNA. RefSeq names its product cation channel sperm associated auxiliary subunit delta (gene CATSPERD). The record is from RefSeq and is a predicted model, not a curated record. Gene Ontology annotation, biological process: flagellated sperm motility; sperm capacitation. NCBI's taxonomy places the organism in Eukaryota, Metazoa, Chordata, Lepidosauria, Squamata, Anolidae. Gene Ontology annotation, cellular component: CatSper complex; sperm principal piece.
AUGUUUUUGACCAAGUCUGGCACCUACUUGGCUAUAUUAGUGAAGCUCUGGCUGCUCUCAAGCAACGUGAAAGUCUGUGCCUGGCCCUGCAGCACUGAUAGACUAGUUCAUUCAGCUGCGUCUUUUGAUGUGCUACACGUACGAAUAAGCCCUCCAUCUGGUGAGCACCUUAGUUAUGUUGACAAAGAUCCAAUCUUAAUACCACACCCAUGUGGAAAGAGAUUUCCAUCAGGGAUUCCCCCAAGUUUAUACCUUGGGGAAAAGGUUUUUCUCAGUUUUGACAGAUUUGAAAGCAGCCAACAGCCACUACUUAUUCCAUCAGUCUUAACAACUCCACCAGCCCUAGUUAGUGCUGCUGUCUUUGUCCAAACAGACAGGCUCCUGCUAGUGGUAAACGGGAUGAUUUAUCUUUACUUCUUUAAGAAACUGAAUUUAUGGUCAAAGGCAAAAGGGAUUAAAGAUCCAGUUACUGACCUCUCAAACUAUGACUGUUGCUUUGCUCCAAAAGAUCCGGUCUGCUAUGAUAUCAGUAAAAUUGUUCUGGCCUAUGACACAGGCGAUUUGGCCAACACCAGGCAGAUCUUCUACUCCGAAGAUGGUGGUUAUGCAUUUAAGCCUAUAAAAAGUAGGCCACAUUACGAUGGCUCACUAAUUCGUGUAUACUAUUUUGCUUCCUCCUCAGAUGUUGGAAUGCUUGUUAAUAGGACUAUAGAUAAUGCAACUUUGACGUAUUUCACAUAUGGAGACGUAGACUAUGUGAUCGAGGAAACAGGAACACCAUUUGUUUUAAAUCUACACCAUGAUGACAAAAUCCUAAGCAUACUUCCUCCUGGGCUAAGAGGUUUUAUCAUACUUUGGAGCCAUGACCACUUUAUGAGCUCCUCCAACAAUGGGCUGACAACAGAAGCAGUCACAGUACUUCCCACACAUGAUUAUCCUAACACCAGUUUCCCUACACAUGAUGAAGGUGUAUGUUUUGUGACUGCCAGCAGUUCUGAAGUUGCAGCCAUCACCAAGAAUCGGCUUUUCUAUGGAAGCUUGGACAUGGUCUCCAGCCAGAUGGUACUUCUUGGGGAAAGCAACUUCUCCACGCCAGCUGACCCUUGUGAAGUGAUGAUGUUUGAACAGAGUGGGACACUUAGUAUCAUACACCCCAUUCCCAGCAAUGUAUCUGAUUAUUAUAACUUCCAUAAAUGUACUAUCAAUAUACAAGCCAGGCUCAUGGAUUUGAGCCCACCAAUGAUGCCUUGCCCAAUAGAGGUUCUUUAUGCAGAAUUUAAUGAUCGUAUGUUUUAUAUUGAUAUAGCAGAUCAGCUUUCUUUUAAUGUCACAUUUGUCCCCAAGCCAGGCACUGGGGCACAUCCUUAUGUGACUAUGGGCAAUCCAGACGUGCUGGCCUUCCGGGCACACAUUGUACAAGAAGGCUAUACCUAUGACGGAAACCCUAAAUAUGUCUUACAUAUAAAACUGCAUGAGCAAAAGUUUGGGGAAAUGUCUUAUGAAGAGUAUCAAGAUCGUCAUCUCACAGGCAAGGUAUCUACUGUCACUGUGGAUGUCUACAACAAAGGCAUAUUCUGUGUUGAUAUGCACCCACUGACGGCUCUUAUUGCUGUUGAAUGUCCGCCAACAAAACACAUCAGAAUUGCUAAGUCUGUAACAGCAUGCAGCAAGGACCUCUUCAAGCCACGCCUGAUGCAAAAUUUUAGUUAUGUAAUUGAUGGAGAUUUCUAUGAUCCGCUUUUACUUGGCAGAAAAGAUAUGAGAUGGAGGGACCUCUCUGUUAAUUAUAAAUAUGAGGAAUGGGAAUGUCCUCUUCUCCUAUAUUAUGACAGUCCAUGGAUUCCAAGUCUUGAGCUGUGGGAAAAUGAUGUAUUUGUGGAAUAUGUAUCUGCUGAUUUUGUACUCAUCGAAAUCAAUGGAAUGCAUAAUUAUGAUUAUCUCUUGAAUGAAGUAGAGGCACAUUGUCUGUCAGCAGCUCAGAACUGGAGCUCUCAGAUACUAUGGGAUUCUUUGAUGCAGCCACUUACUGCUUGGAGCAGAUAUAAUUAUCGCAGUUGCAAGAUACACAAAGGAAAUCAUUCAUUACCAUCCACUGACUUGAAGUAUCAAGUUCUAAACAUGAAUGAGGAUAACAGAGUAAUAUUUCCACAGUACAAUGGCAUUUAUGUCUUCAGAGUAGUUGUUGUGGAUCCACGCUACAGCUACUGUAACCUAAACACAACUAUCAGUGUGUAUGUUCAUGGUGCCCUCCCAAAGUCUGAGAUCAAUGCUGUCAAAACACUGGUUAGCUUUCUGGUUCUGAUAUUUGGCUGCAUCUUGAUGGCAUACUACUUUCCUAAAUUAAUGAAGGAAAAUGCAAGGAUGAAAUCUGUUUGGGACUAA